This is a messenger RNA of Selaginella moellendorffii, 624 nucleotides long. Its product is annotated as lipid phosphate phosphatase epsilon 1, chloroplastic-like. Gene Ontology annotation, cellular component: endoplasmic reticulum membrane; intracellular membrane-bounded organelle. The coding region runs from base 1 to 582 and encodes 193 amino acids. Gene Ontology annotation, molecular function: dolichyldiphosphatase activity. The record is from RefSeq and is a predicted model, not a curated record. NCBI's taxonomy places the organism in Eukaryota, Viridiplantae, Streptophyta, Lycopodiopsida, Selaginellales, Selaginellaceae. The transcript has a single exon. Gene Ontology annotation, biological process: protein N-linked glycosylation; lipid biosynthetic process.
AUGGGUGCCCUAGAAUCUUGCACUUGGAAGUCUAGCUUCAUUCAGUUGGCUAACAGGACAAGCAAAUGGGCGAUAACGGGCCUAGCAACAGGAUUUCUCCUCUAUCGCCAAAACGAUCCAGCCUCGAUGUGGGCGAUCACCGGCGCGCUCGCCAAUGGCGCCACCUCCAAGCUCCUCAAGCAAUGCAUCAACCAGCAGCGGCCCAUCGCCGCUGCAAACCACGCGAGACUCGAUCCGGGAAUGCCCUCCUCUCACGCGCAGUCUCUCGCCUACCUCUCCACGUACGCAACAAUCGAGAUCGCCGGAUGGAGUGGUGUCAAUCCAGUGCUCUCUCUGGCGCUCAGAGCGAUUGUUCUUAGCACUGCCGCCUAUCUCGCUCAUCUUAGAAUCUCCAUGGGUUUCCACACCUCCGCGCAGGUCGCGGUUGGAUCGGUGAUCGGGAGCUCCAGCGCUGUGAUUUGGAACUGGAUCUGGAAGGCGAUCGUGGAGCAGCACGCGGUGAAUCUGCCGUGGAUGUCAAAGGCGGGAUGGAUGGCGUUGUUCGUCGCGGGAAGCUUAGCUCUGGCGCGAGAAUCUAAAUGAGAGCCAAUUAAGCCAAACCAUGAAAGAUUCCUUCGUCUUUGC